ACACUUUGGUCCACUCCACCAACACCAACACAGUCCCAUAUUGUCUUUCUAUUCUUGCUCUUCUCUCUUCCAAAUUCCUUUGCUUUUUUACCUUUCAAAUCUCUUUCUCUCUCUCUCUGCUUUAAGAGCCCCAUUUCUUAUUUUUUUCUCUUUGUCAUCCACAAAUGUUACCUCCAAAGCAUGGCCACAGAUUCUUCAAGUUCCGUAUCCAAGCACUCCUUCAAUCUUAACAAGCUCCCGAAACUGUCCCUCCUCACAUCCCACAAUUGCUUCUCACCCUCAUUCUAAUAUUCCUAGCAUCUUAAAACAAAAAAACAAAAACAUAUUCUUUCUGCUUAUCUUUAUCGGGUUAAUCCGAAUUAGUAAAAUUCCUACCACUACACCAACCUUUUCACUCUCAAACUUUUGUCAAAUACACUUAGUAUUUUUCUUUUUUACCUUAAAAAAAAAAAAAAAACAAAAACACAGAGAUAAAUCUAAAUGUUUGCUAAGAACUACGACUUCUCACGUGCGGUUGUGGAAAUGGCAUGGAUCAUGCUGAGGAUUGACUACUCCAGGCUUUUCUGGCUCCUCUUCGGUGUUUUCUCCUACGAAAAUCACGAGGGAAAGCCGCGGAUUUAGACCACGUUUUUUCAUUUUUUUAUUAUUACUACUUUGAAUUUUAAUUACUAGUUCCUUACUUACUUACCUAGCUAAAAGAUUUUACGUAAGAAUCUGAAAUCCUUAACAGACUGGGAAUUUGAAUUGUCCCAACAUCUCUCACCAAAAGUUCAGUUAGCUAGGUGGGCAGUUCUUGUCUCUCUUGGACAACAACAACAACAACAGCAACAACAAGGUUGGUGCUUUGGUCUUUGGGAGCUCAAACAUGUUCAGGACCAAUAUUGGAGAACGCACUAAUGAGUCCAAAUCGGAAUAUGGAUACGUGGAAACCGAUCCCACCCAUCGAUAUGGCAGAUUUAAUGAAGUUCUUGGAAAAGGAGCAAUGAAGAAAGUGUACAAGGCAAUCGAUGAGUUCCUUGGGAUUGAGGUGGCAUGGAAUCAAGUAAAACUGAAUGAGGUGCUUCGCUCACCAGAUGAUUUGCAGCGGCUGUACUCAGAGGUUCAUCUCCUCAGCACCCUUAAUCAUGACUCUAUCAUCAAAUUCCAUGCCUCCUGGAUUGAUGUUAAUCGCAAGACCUUCAACUUCAUUACUGAAAUGUUUACUUCGGGGACGCUUAGAGAAUACAGGAAGAAAUAUGAGAAAGUACACAUCCGGGCGAUUAAGUGCUGGGCUCGCCAAAUCUUAAGGGGUCUAGUUUAUCUGCAUGGCCAUGAUCCUCCAGUAAUUCAUAGAGACCUUAAGUGUGAUAACAUCUUUGUUAAUGGUCAUCUUGGACAAGUCAAGAUUGGUGAUCUAGGAUUAGCAGCAAUUCUUCGUGGUUCCCAGUCAGCCCACAGUGUUAUAGGUACCCCGGAGUUCAUGGCACCUGAAUUAUAUGAAGAAGAUUACAAUGAACUUGUUGAUGUAUAUUCAUUUGGCUUGUGUGUUUUGGAGAUGCUUACAUCUGAAUACCCAUAUAGUGAAUGUUCCAACCCUGCACAAAUCUACAAGAAAGUGACAUCGGGGAAGCUUCCAGGAGCAUUCUACCGGAUUGAAGACUUGGAAGCACAGAGAUUUAUUGGAAAAUGCUUAGUAACUGCUUCAAAAAGAUUAUCAGCAAAAGAAUUAUUGCUUGACCCUUUUCUCGCAUCUGAUAAAGAUGAACAGCUGCCCCUGAAAAAGCUUGGCAGUCAGAAUCCAUUUUUAAGUCAAAGAGAUAUGGAGAAACUAAAGUUGAGUGAUCCAGCUAGGACGAAAAUGACAAUCACAGGGAAGCUCAAUCCUGAUGAUUCCAUCUUUCUCAAAGUGCAGAUUGCUGAUAAGGAUGGUUCUGCCAGAAACAUAUAUUUCCCUUUUGAUAUUUUAACCGAUACUCCAAUUGAUGUUGCAACGGAGAUGGUGAAGGAGUUGGAGAUCACUGAUUGGGAACCAUUUGAAAUUGCGGAUAUGAUUGAAGGAGAGAUUUCUGCUUUAGUACCACAUUGGAGAAAAAGGGACACGUCUCAUCUUGAAACCCACCAGACAUUUAACUACCAAGAUGAUCAUGAUGAUCAUGAUGGGCCUCAUCAUUCCUUUCAGUCUUUCUCCUCCUGUUCAUCAUCCCAAGUAUCGGCAUCAGGCUUAAUGAGGAUUGAUGAAACAGCAGACCACUAUGAUUGGCUCCAAGAUAAUUUGCUUGAUGAUACCAGCUCUCAAAGCUCUUCACACUCAGGAACAUAUUCCAACUUAUAUUACUUAUCUGGCAAUGAGCACGAAUCCAAUACAAGUCCAACAAGGGGAGAUCAACAUAGCAUCACAAAGACUCACAAGUGUACAAGGUUCUGUCCUGGGGAAGUCCAUAACACGGGCCAGUCCAUGGCUGGUAAUUUCUGCAGGCAAUGCACGGUUUUACGUGGAUCACAUGGAGCUUCUAGUUCUAAAGAAAAGGUGUUGGUGGACAACCGCAUAUUAAUGAGAAACAGGUCUCUAGUAGAUGUACGUAGCCAAUUACUACACAGGUCAUUGGUGGAGGAGGUGAACAAGCGCAGGUUAUUCAAAACAGUUGGAGCCGUGGAAAAUAUUGGGUUUCAAGCACCAAUUGAGGUUUCUAAAAACGUGUCACGGCCAUCUGGUGAUGCUUUUUCAAUGAGAAGUACCAAAAAUGGCAGGAAGCAAGGACAUCAAAUCAGAAGAAAUUGAAAAUGCUUCAAUGAGAAGAAUGAUAGAUAUGUUAAAAGAUGCAGACACAUACAAAAUGCUUAGUUCAAUGUAGAAUGGCCCUCUGUGUAUAAAGAUAGUUUUGAAGUUGAUUUCAAGGCCCUUCUGUAAUAAAAAAAAAAGAGAGGGUAGGGGGUGGGCAAUAGGCAUCAAUGUCAGCUGGUACGAGAAUUGGGCAAAUUCAACGUGCUGUGUAGUAAAAUUCUGGAUAGAAUUGUAUGUAAAUAUGUCUACAAGGAGCGUGAUGUUUGAGAAUAAACGCCUGUUUGAAACUAA
Messenger RNA from Quercus robur (English oak), 3052 nucleotides. Its product is annotated as probable serine/threonine-protein kinase WNK4. Gene Ontology annotation, molecular function: ATP binding; protein serine/threonine kinase activity. The record is from RefSeq and is a predicted model, not a curated record. NCBI's taxonomy places the organism in Eukaryota, Viridiplantae, Streptophyta, Magnoliopsida, Fagales, Fagaceae. Gene Ontology annotation, biological process: intracellular signal transduction; protein phosphorylation. Gene Ontology annotation, cellular component: cytoplasm. The transcript has 7 exons. The coding region runs from base 866 to 2758 and encodes 630 amino acids.